Molecule: messenger RNA, 1414 nt
Organism: Lycium ferocissimum
Lineage: Eukaryota; Viridiplantae; Streptophyta; Magnoliopsida; Solanales; Solanaceae
Product: F-box/FBD/LRR-repeat protein At1g13570-like
Exons: 4
Coding region: 347-1414 (355 amino acids)
Molecular function (GO): protein binding
Source: RefSeq, a predicted model, not a curated record
AAAUCAACAUUAAGACAAUUGGGAUCCAACAGGUGGAAGGAAGCAAUUUAAAUAGUUUCCAAGGAUAUUCCAUAAGGGCCUAACUAUAGUUUUACAAAACUAAGAAAAAGAGGCAAAUGCAAUUAACCCAUUUUACCUUUCCCAAACUCGUAAGUUUCUUCCAAACUCUGUUUCUUGAUUGAGAAGUAUAGGAGUGAGUACUUCACAAUUGGUCGCUCUAUUUCUCCUUUAACAGAAACUCAUGUGCUUUCUGUUAUUUUGGAAAGAAAAGGAUGCUACAAAGUGUUGGAUUGGUUUGAAAUUAGGGCUUGAUAUCUUGACAGGCAUUUACUGAUUCUUGUGUAAGAUGCUUCCUGAGGGCAAAGGGCUUGGAUGUCAAAGAGUACCUCCAGUUACAAUUAGCAACCUUCCUAAUAAUGUAAUCGAUGUCAUUCUAAUGUGUUUGCCCUUGCGAGAUGCUGUGAGGACCAGCAUCUUAUCUAAGAAAUGGAGGUAUGUCUGGAGCAGACUUCCAGAAUUGACGCUUGAUCAAACACUUUGGGAGACAACAAAGGACUUCAUAUCCCCCACAAUUAAAUUUACAAACAUUAUCUAUCACAUUUUGACCCUUCAUUCCGGACCGAUUAUGAAAUUUACCCUCUCCAUCCCUAACCUGGGAAACUGCCCUAAAUUUGACAACUUGAUGUAUUUUCUUUCUAAGAAUGACAUUCAGGAUCUUGUUCUUUAUCUUCCAAACGAAAACCCAUACAGCUACAAAUUGCCAUCUUCAUUUUUCACAUGUUUGCGGAUGAGGCAUCUGGCUCUCGCAAAUUGUUUAUUACAUCCUCCACCUGACUUCAAUGGAUUCGAUAGGUUAGUUAGCCUAGAAUUAUAUGAAGUCACAAUUACUUCCAAAUCUCUUGAAAGUUUAGUCAAUCGUAGCCCGUUACUUGAGCGUUUGGGGCUACGGGGAUUAUAUAUUCAAGAUCACAUUCAAGUUAAUGCUGCCAAUCUAAGUUGCUUUAAAUUCACAGGCAGUAUAAAAUCUAUUUCUUUUAAAAAUGUCCCUCUUCUUGAAGAACUUUUUCUUUGGGAUACAACACCUUCUGAGAAUGCAGGGGAAUCUGAUAUUGCCAAGUGGUUCGACUCUUGUCAUGCUCUUGAGCAUCUCCAUGUGAAUCACGGUGUUGUCCAGUCCUUGGCUGCAGGAGCUGGUGAAGUACUAACAAAGCUUCCUUGUGCAUUUAACUGUCUUAGACGUCUUCGCUUAUCUGAUAUUAGUCUGAGAGAAUUAGAUGAGGUUUCAGGUGCUUUUUGCUUGAUAAGAAGCUCCCCAUAUUUACAUGAUAUGGAAAUUAAGGUGUUCAAUGACGACGACGGUGAAAUUCCUGCACUAGAUUGUUAUAACCCGUAUUUCGUACGACGGGACAUUUAA